UAGAAUUACAAAAUCUAUCCGCACUCAAGUAUUAUUAUAAAACCUAAAUUGGUCUAUAGGGCUAAACCGAAAACAUUUGUUCCAAACUCAAAACAUUCAUGCCUAAUUUUCAGAAACAGAGUUGUCCGUAUGAGCUCUGUUUUCCCUGGACCAAGAUUCUUGUCCUUGUUACACCGAAACUCAAAAACCCUAAUUCAAGCUAAGCAACUCCAUGGUCAACUCGUGAUUCACGGCUGCCGAGACAACUCUCUCCUCGGCAAACUCAUAGGCCAUUACUGUUCGAAGCAAUCUACAGAAAGCUCCAAGCUUGCUCAUUCACUAGUGUUCCCUCGAUAUAGUAAUCCUGACAAGUUUCUCUUCAACACAUUGCUUAAAUGCAGCAACCCAGAAGACUCUAUACGGAUCUUCACCAACUGGGUAUCAAAAAGUUCGUUGCUUUAUCUCAACGAGCGCACGUUCGUCUUCCUCCUCGGCGCUUGCGCCAGGUCAGGUUCUUCUUCGCGGGUCGGGAGGAUUGUUCACGGGAUGGUGAUGAAGCUUGGGUUUCUCUAUAACUCUGAGUUGAUUGGAACCACUUUACUCCAUUUCUAUGCUAAGCAUGGGGAUUUACGUUAUGCGAGGAAGGUGUUCGAUGAAAUGCCUGAGAGAACUUCUGUUACAUGGAACGCAAUGAUCGGAGGGUAUUGUUCGCAUAAGGACAAAGGGAAUCACAAUGCGAGAAAAGGGAUGAUUCUGUUUCGGAGAUUCUCUUGUUGUGGUGAUGGAGUUAGUAGACCUACUGAUACGACCAUGGUUUGUGUUCUUUCAGCCAUCUCUCAGAUGGGUUUGCUUGAAGCGGGUGCUCUUGUUCAUGGGUACAUAGAGAAACUUGGGUUUACACCCGAAGUUGAUGUCUUUAUCGGUACUGGACUUGUAGACAUGUACUCGAAAUGCGGCUGCUUGAACAGCGCUAUCUCUGUGUUCGAGCUAAUGAGAGCGAAGAAUGUCUUGACAUGGACCUCGAUGGCGACAGGGCUAGCUCUCAACGGAAGGGGGAACGAAACACCGAGUCUUCUAAACCGAAUGGCGGAGUCUGGUAUCAAACCAAACGAAGUAACUUUCACUAGUUUGCUUUCGGCUUACCGUCAUAACGGUCUUGUUCAAGAAGGGCUGGAGUUGUUUCGGAGCAUGAGGACAAGGUUUGGUGUCACUCCGGUGAUUCAACACUAUGGAUGCAUAGUGGAUCUUCUCGGCAAAGCAGGGCGGUUACAAGAAGCGUAUGAGUUUGUGUUAGCUAUGCCUAUUAAACCGGAUGCUAUCAUGUUGAGAAGUCUAUGCAAUGCCUGCAGCAUCUAUGGAGAGACUGUAUUGGGUGAAGAGAUCGGAAAAGCUCUUACCGAGAUGGAACAAGAGGAAAAGGGUUCUGACUGCGAAGAUUAUGUUGCUUUGUCUAAUGUGUUAGCUUCUAAAGGGAAAUGGGUAGAGGUAGAGAAGCUGAGGGAUGAGAUGAAAGAAAGAAGGAUCAGAACAAGACCUGGUUACAGCUUUGUUUAGACAUAAUCAGAAACUAAUUCGCAGUUCCAAGUUCAUUAAGUACAAUAUUUUACAUUA
Messenger RNA from Brassica napus (rape), 1590 nucleotides. RefSeq names its product pentatricopeptide repeat-containing protein At3g18970. Gene Ontology annotation, biological process: RNA modification. The transcript has a single exon. Lineage: Eukaryota; Viridiplantae; Streptophyta; Magnoliopsida; Brassicales; Brassicaceae. Gene Ontology annotation, molecular function: protein binding; RNA binding. The coding region runs from base 130 to 1533 and encodes 467 amino acids. The record is from RefSeq and is a predicted model, not a curated record.